GGGCUGGAGCAGUAAAAAGAGAAGAAGGAAAAAAAAGAAGAGCGGGGCCCGGCCGUGAGCGGUGGUGGUGGUGGUGCGCGGGGCUGCGGGGAGGCAUCAGAGGCGGCGGCGGCGAUGGAAGAACUCACGGCGUUCGUCUCCAAGUCUUUCGACCAGAAAGUGAAGGAGAAGAAAGAGGCCAUCACCUACCGGGAGGUGCUGGAGAGCGGGCCGCUGCGAGGGGCCAAGGAUCCGGGCGGCUGCGCGGAGCCCGGCCGCGACGACCCGGCAGUCCGGGCGGCCGGCGGAGGCGGCGGCGGCGGAGGCGGCGGAGGCGGAGGAGGCGGAGGAGGCGGAGGAGGUGCAGGAGGAGGAGGAGGAGGUGGAGGAGGAGGAGGAGGAGGCGGAGGAGCUGGAGGAGGGCGCUCUCCGGCCCUCGAGCUGGACAUGGGCGCCGCCGAGAGGAGCAGGGAGCCGGGCAGCCCGCGGCUCACCGAGGUGUCCCCGGAGCUGAGGGAUCGGAAAGAGGAUGCGAAAGGGAUGGAGGACGAAGGCCAGACCAAGAUCAAGCAGCGGCGAAGUCGGACCAAUUUCACCCUGGAACAGCUCAAUGAGCUGGAGAGGCUUUUCGAUGAGACCCACUACCCUGACGCCUUCAUGCGCGAGGAGCUGAGCCAGCGGCUGGGGCUGUCGGAGGCCCGAGUGCAGGUUUGGUUCCAAAAUCGAAGAGCUAAAUGUAGAAAACAAGAAAAUCAACUCCAUAAAGGCGUCCUCAUAGGGGCUGCCAGCCAGUUUGAAGCUUGUAGAGUUGCACCCUAUGUCAAUGUAGGUGCUCUAAGGAUGCCAUUUCAGCAGGAUAGUCAUUGCAACGUGACGCCCUUGUCCUUUCAGGUUCAGGCGCAGCUGCAGCUGGACAGCGCCGUGGCGCACGCGCACCACCACCUGCACCCGCACCUGGCCGCGCACGCGCCCUACAUGAUGUUCCCGGCGCCGCCCUUCGGACUGCCGCUGGCCACGCUGGCCGCCGACUCGGCCUCCGCCGCCUCCGUCGUGGCCGCCGCCGCCGCCGCCAAGACCACCAGCAAGAACUCCAGCAUCGCGGAUCUCAGACUGAAAGCCAAAAAGCACGCGGCCGCCCUGGGGCUGUGACGCCGCCGCCGCCGCCAGCGCCCCCGGUGGCGCCUGGCGUGCGCCCCCCGCGCGCGCGCCCUCCGCACCCCAAUGCUUCUCCAUCGCACCCCCUCUCCGCACCCCCGGAACCCAGCCUCUUGCCGCCCGCCCGGCUGAUCGCCCCCUUGCCCGCUUCUGCGUUUCGUUUGGACUCGGAGGGCAGGACUCCUCGCGGGACCUGCGAUCCCUCGAGGCGCGUCAACUCGGUGGCUGUGCUGACCACGCGGCUGUCCAGAGGGCCUGGCCUUCAGCUCUGCAGGGCCGGGUUUGGGGGAGUUCUGGAGGAGAGAACUUGGACAAGGGCGUGCUGGGACACCAUGGUGUGGCUUCUGGCAAAGAUGCAGAGAUGGACUCUUGCUCAAAAAUAAAAAUCCUCUUAAUAAUAAUAAAAAAAAUGAACAACAACAACAAAAAAAAAGGGAGAAAAGACAAACGGAAAAAAAAAAGAGAGAAAGGGAACGUGUUUCUGAUGACGAUUGGAAAGAAGCUAACAUCGGAGUGAGAACCAAGGAACACACACACACACACACACACACACACACACACACAAAAUGAAAGUAUUUUGUAUGUUUAAAAAUAUGGAAAAAUCACCUGGAAGAAUCUCGAGAGAAUGGGUGGUUGGGGAGUGGCCAACUUAAAAGUGUAUGCCCGCCCCCACGGGCAAAUAAAGCAACCCAGAUGGAAGAGGUAUACUUAUUUAAAGAGUUAAGAUUUUAAAAAGAAAAAAAAAAAAGGUGCGCAGCUGGGAAGUUCACAGGUUUUGAAAUUGACCUUUUUCUGCGAAGUUCAUUUUAAUUACGAGAACUUUGAUAAGAGAGGCGGGCCUCCUUUUAUGUUGAACCAGAUACUUUGAGUUAAAAAAAAACAAAAAACCACCACAAAUGGAAGAGCAAGAAGAGGGAAAAAGUAUAAAAAUAAGGAGAGAAAGAAAUUGAUAUUAAUACGAAUAAAAAAUGAUACCACAAACUGAUUUCUCUGAGGAAAUUAUGGCAGAACUGUCCAGGCUGUUGGCAGUCAAUUCCGGUUUGCAUGUUACUUUUAUUCCAUUGAUGGUGUCUCCCCCCCUCCCUGCUUACUCACAUGUACUUACUUCAUUUUCAUCUUCAGUAUGAAAAACAAUAACAAAAGCAUCUGGAAACUGAUGUCUAUCUAUAUCUAUCUAUAUAUACUUUCCCUGAUCCUUGGGGACAAAAGAAAAAAAGUUGGAAGGGAAAAACUUGACACUCUGAUUGUCCCAAGAAAACGGAGAUGGGCAGAAAAUGUGGGGAAAGGAAAAAACAAAACAAAAGAAGACCAAAUAAAAAUAACGAAGGUACAGCACCUCAAAUGGUGCCCAUAGGCGGCCCUCAGUGGUCCACCUCCCCUCCCCUUUUCUUGUCUACCCACCUGCUGGUUCCCUGAAGUCCUAUUGGAGGGCUCUGCUUUAUUUUUCCCCUCUCUAUCCUGUCCCACUCACCUUAAGCAAAACCCAGCUAGAUACAGGCACUAGGUUUCUGUAAAAUAUGUUGAUACACACGAACAAAGUUUAUUUUGGCUAUAAUGUGUGAACUGAUGGUUGACUUUCGACAUCUGCAUUUUAUCUCACAAAGGUGUAUAUUAAAGUACUUUUUUGUUUGUUUCAAUUCCUGUAGCUGUUCAAAAUGGGAUACCCUGGACUAAAGCAACCUGUAUCCCAAUUCUCUAGAAAGCCUCCUUAGUUUUGUUUUGUGUGUGUGUUUUUUUUCCCCGCAUUCUUAUUUACAAGAAAGAAGAAAAGCUCUUUUCACUGAACUGGAGUAUGCGGUUGAGCUUUGUAACUAUUUGUUCUCCAUGAAAACAAAAUUAUUUAUAUUUGCCAUAUUUUUUUCUAGUGUAUUAAGUUAUUUUAAACAAAAGAAGAUGCUGUUAUUUCCAUGACGUAUUGUCGGUACAAAAUGUUUUCGGUUUCACCUCUGUUAAAAAAAAACAAAAACCUUUUAAAUAAGUGCCAAGUUAUUCAUUGAAGACACUUUGCGAUCAAUUGAAUGAAAAUAGUAUUGUUUCAUUUGAUGGGGUUCGCGUCAUCUUUGUUCCUGUUGUUAUUAAACUAUCCUAGAUAGUC
Messenger RNA from Pipistrellus kuhlii (Kuhl's pipistrelle), 3229 nucleotides. It is a transcript of the gene SHOX2, whose product is annotated as short stature homeobox 2. The record is from RefSeq and is a predicted model, not a curated record. Gene Ontology annotation, molecular function: DNA-binding transcription factor activity, RNA polymerase II-specific; sequence-specific double-stranded DNA binding. Gene Ontology annotation, cellular component: nucleus. The transcript has 5 exons. NCBI's taxonomy places the organism in Eukaryota, Metazoa, Chordata, Mammalia, Chiroptera, Vespertilionidae. The coding region runs from base 115 to 1128 and encodes 337 amino acids. Gene Ontology annotation, biological process: regulation of transcription by RNA polymerase II.